AUGGGAGACGGUUACUUGCGUAGUCUACGCAAGGCCACCAAAAUCGAUGGUAGCUCGCAAGUAAUUAACGGUAGCGUUAUCGAUGGCAAGAGAACUGGCUCAGUCGGAAAACAUAGCCUUGAGGGUGGUUCUGUCAAAAACAACAGCAAACUCGCCAACGGAAAUAUGGACCCAAAGAGCUUUAUUGCGUUCUUCUGUAGGGACCGUUGA
Molecule: messenger RNA, 210 nt
Organism: Penicillium canescens
Lineage: Eukaryota; Fungi; Ascomycota; Eurotiomycetes; Eurotiales; Aspergillaceae
Exons: 2
Coding region: 1-210 (69 amino acids)
Source: RefSeq, a predicted model, not a curated record